AUGGGUUCAUCCGCACAAGAAUGUGGCUGCAAGGGAGCUCGCUUCUGUGCAUUGUGUGAAACAACAGAAAGAGUCAAAAAGUUACGAGUGGAAGAAGAUAAGCACACCAAUUAUAAGGUUUUCGUGUACGAUCGCGCUCGUCAGCUCGCCAUCCCUACUGAUAACCUGAAUUCGAAAUCAUCACUUCAAGAAAUCAUUGAUGAAACCGAUGCAUGUCACUCAACAUCUGCUGAAAAUGCAAUCCAAAUCGACGGGCUAACUCUGAUCCACGAUUUCUUAACAGAGGCUGAGGAAUCCGACGUUCUAGAAAUGAUAGACACAGUUGAAUGGGUUCAAUCACAAAGUGGCAGAAGAAAGCAAGACUACGGACCAAAAGUGAACUUCAAGCACAAAAAGGUGAAAACGGAUUCGUUCAUCGGAAUGCCAGAAUACGCUGAUAUGUUGCUAAAUAAGAUGAGCGAAUAUGAUGUGACGAAGUUGGGCAACUAUCAGCCAUUCGAAAUGUGCAAUUUGGAAUACGAGGAAGUGAAGAAAAGUGCGAUUGAAAUGCAUCAGGAUGAUAUGUGGAUUUGGGGUAACCGACUGAUAAGUAUAAAUCUGAUCAACGGAUCGGUUAUGACACUAUCCAACGACUCAAAGGAAUCCCUUUGUUACGUUUACAUGCCGCAUCGUUCGUUAAUCUGUAUGGCUGACGAAUGCAGAUACGAAUGGAAGCAUGGUGUACUGGCUCAUCACAUCAGAGGUCGAAGAAUAGCGUUAACGAUGCGUGAAGCGGGCAAAGACUUCCAAAAAGGCGGAGAGCUAUACGAGAAGUACGGUGCUGAACUCAUUCGUCUGGGAAACAUUCGAGUACCACUCAACAAAACUUCCGCGUGA
Caenorhabditis briggsae is the source of this 876-nucleotide messenger RNA. Gene Ontology annotation, molecular function: oxidoreductase activity; demethylase activity. The transcript has 5 exons. Gene Ontology annotation, biological process: oxidative demethylation. The record is from RefSeq and is a predicted model, not a curated record. NCBI's taxonomy places the organism in Eukaryota, Metazoa, Nematoda, Chromadorea, Rhabditida, Rhabditidae. The coding region runs from base 1 to 876 and encodes 291 amino acids.